AAGUAUCAUUUUAUUUUACGGUCGACUAGUAACAUUAACGUUAAAUUAAGCUAUGAAAUUAUUUCCAUGUAACAUUUUAAUCAUGUUCAGUAUUUCGCUGCUCUUGUCUCUCAUUUGUUUAGUAUAUUAUGACGAAAAUUAUAGUGCAAAAGCGCUUGUUUAUAAACACGGUAAGUUCGAUUCUUCUAAUACAUUUGAAAAAUUCAAGAUAAAUUCUGCAAACGUGAAAAUCGAGGAUGAAAUCUACAGUUGCAUUGGUGUUGAAGAUGAAGAUAAGUUGGAUUGUCAUUCCGAUUUUCCUUCCACUAAAGAGGAAUGUUUAAAUCGAGGAUGUUGCUGGAAUGGCACACGUAACAAUAGUAAAAUUACAGAAGAUGGAGGUUAUCCGACUGGCGUGCCAGAUUGCUAUUUUCCAACGAAUUUCGCCGGUUAUGACGUCAAGUAUAUUAAAGAACACAGAAGAGGAAUUUCGGCAUUGUUAAAGAGGAUUAAGCCUUCUGGUUUUAUAAAGGAUAUACCAAAUGUCAACGUUUCCAUAUAUUUUCAUAGCCAGGAUACGCUAAGAUUACGUGUAACUGAUGCGGAUAAUACACGCUACGAGGUUAAGUUGCCAAACCAUAAUCUAGAUAUUCCCAAUUUAAAUAAACAUUACGAAUUUACGAAACAAUACACAGUUAAUUUGAAAAGUAAUGGAGUACUGUCGAUUACAAGAACGGAAGACAAGCAAGUCAUAUUCCACACUAAUUUAUCAUGGAUGAUAUAUUCAGAUCAAUUAUUACAACUCUCCUCUCGACUUCCAUCACGUUUCAUUUAUGGAUUAGGACAACAUAAAGCUCCUCUACUCAGAAGAGUGAAUUGGAAACGAUUUACCAUAUUUAAUCGCGAUCGACAUCCUAUGAAAGACCACAGCACUUACGGAACUCAUCCAUUUUACUUGGAUUUGGAAGAGAGCGGUAAAAGUCACGGUGUUGUUUUAAUCAAUAGUAACGCAAUGGACAUUAUUCUUCAACCUGCACCGGCCAUCACCUAUCGACCAAUAGGGGGAAUUUUAGAUUUCUUUAUUUUCUUGGGUCCUAAACCGUUAGAUGUCGUACGGCAAUAUACCAGAAUCAUAGGAACUACUUUCAUGCCCCCGUAUUGGAGUUUAGGGUUUCAUCUUUGCAAGUAUAACUACACUACGUUAAAACAUACCAUAGAAGUAUGGAACAGAACUCGAGCGGCAGGAAUACCUUUUGAUACACAAUGGAACGACAUCGAUUAUAUGCACAAAUAUAACGAUUUCACGUAUGAUAAAACAAGGUAUAAAGAUUUGCCAGAAUUUGUCCAAGAACUGCAUAAAGUUGGAAUGCAUUUCAUUCCUAUAGUGGUAAUUGGACAGAAGAAAACUGUUUCCUGA
Molecule: messenger RNA, 1396 nt
Organism: Centruroides sculpturatus (bark scorpion)
Lineage: Eukaryota; Metazoa; Arthropoda; Arachnida; Scorpiones; Buthidae
Product: lysosomal alpha-glucosidase-like
Exons: 7
Coding region: 53-1396 (447 amino acids)
Biological process (GO): carbohydrate metabolic process
Molecular function (GO): alpha-1,4-glucosidase activity; carbohydrate binding
Source: RefSeq, a predicted model, not a curated record